AUGGACCUCACUCGGCAAGAGUACCCAGCACUGCUGGCCACUUUGCAACCAACCCAAGCCUCGGCCGUUCUAAAUGACCGAGUCCGCGUGAUCAACAAGACCCAUACGGAUAUUGCCGACUUUCUCCAGGAACGUCGCCGCGUGGAAGAGGCAUAUGCGCAAGGGUUGCGCAGGCUGGCAUCCCGCCCGCAGCUGGACAAUGGCGCUGCAUUGGGAAUCUUCCAAAUCCCCUGGCAGCGCAUCAUCAAUGCGACUGAGGCCCUCGCGACAUCGCACGAGACCUUGGCGAACAAGAUCGAGGAAGAUGUGGAACGACCUCUCAGGGAUUACAGCGAUAAUAACCGGGACAUGCAAUCAAUGCCAGGAAUCCAGAAUAACCUGAGUAGUCUGGCCAAGAAUCUCGAGACUGCGCAGAAAAAGGUCGAGAAGGCAAGAGACAAGAGUGCGAAGAACCCGAGACAAUUGACGGUCGCGAUCAAUGCAGUUGAAGAAGUCACCCAACAGUGGGAGUCCCGUGCCCCCUUUGUCUUUGAACAACUCCAGGCUGCCGACGAGGGCCGACUGAACCAUCUUCGUGAUGUCCUGACACAAUGGCAGACUCACGAGGUGGACCAGGUCGAGCGCAGUCGGCAAGCCGCGGAAAGUUGCCUGAAUGUUCUUCUGCAAGUCGAAACUGCGGAUGAAAUCCAGACCUUUGCUGCGAAGAUGAAGGGCAACCGUGUUCCGACUACCCCGGCGCCGGUGCGAAGACAAACAUCUCAGUUGGAUACUCCCACGGCCGCCCCGGCCGCUCCUGCUGCCUCAGCCUUUGAAGCUCCUGACAACACUCCGCCCCUUCCCCCUCCUCCGAGGAUCCAGGAUGAUGCAGCCAGCCAACGGUCUUUUGGAUCAGAAAGGCCAGCACCUGAUCGGGCUACAUCCACGCCAACACCAACCCACCCGGAGCCGCCCGCUAAAUCAACACCGCUGGGAGGCCUACGACGACUUGGUACUGUAAUGGGACGCCGAAAGAGCAUGGUCGUGUCUCCAGGCGCAAGCUUUGACAAGAAGGCAGACAAGAAGCGCAGCCCUUUUGCACCGUUCAAAAGAAGCGACUCAUCGCGUGAAAUGCAAAUCCCAGAAUCCCCACCCUCUACUGCUGAUGGCCCCGUUACAUCUUUCAUGAAUGAUGAGCCUAUGCGGAACUCGAGUGUGUCGCAAGAUCAUGAUCCUGACGCUAUCACGCACGCUCCGGUCACCUCAUCCACACCCGCUGCGCCAGCUACGAACGGCGCUAGCCCGGAUAUCCAUGCCAGAGUUACCAGCAAUGGGACAGGCCAGGCCCAGAUUGACUCGGACGGGUUCGCUGAACGGCCUUCUACUAUUGAUGAAAUAACACGCGCCCAGAGAGAAGCGGCAAGUCUGGAUGAUUCCGGUAUGAACUUGACGAUUCGUGACAAACCCAUCUUAGAAGAUGAGAGCCAGGCAAAGCAGGCUAUGGACGAUAUGGCAAAUGCCCUUCGACUGCAAGCUCAGAGCAACGUUGGUAUCCGACGCACUGGUGGCACUGUUCGCGGCCGCCGCGAUGUGAGGAACACGGUCUACAUCCCCAACCCAAGCCCCGAUAUGAUUUCUUCUCAGGCGCCGCCUUCUGACGUCCAACUGCCUUCGUCGCCAAUCAAACAUACUCCAUCGCUCAGCACCGCGACUGAUGACCAUGCUACCUCCGACACCACGUCUGUUCGCUCAGGGCACACUAUUCACGGCCACGGCCCAAGUAUUCACCCGGAGCUUCAUGAGCCAGGCCUAAACGCUUCCAUCGUCGAGACCGUGAACGCCUGGUUCUCUGAUGGUAACAUUUCCAAAUCCGUCGUGAUGGGCGAACUUGCCUUGGCCCAUAAUCCCAUCCCAGGAGCCUCGGCCGAACCAGCUCGAAUCCGCCUCGACAACUUCCCAGUUCUUGAAAAGAUUGCUGCAAACCCACAGUUCGUCCAUGAGGUGACCCGCGAAGCCACCGACGAGAAACGCGGAGAAUACGAUCUGCAGCUAGCAAGCAUUUCCCGGCCUCUGCCCACCGUCGCCUUCAAGUAUCAAGUGCACCUUGACCCUGCCAACCCAUCCACCUACUGUCCCGUGAUCUUCAAACCGGUCUGGAAUAUCCAAGACUCCCAAGCCAGUGCCAUCAUCUUCUACUCUAUCAACCCCGCCUUCGUGUCCCACCCUGCCGGAUCCCUGGUCCUCAAGAACGUCGUCCUAACUGUCGGCCUCGACAUCUCCCCGGAAGACGAGACCACCAAGGCUCUCCGCGAGAACGUCGCCCACGCCUCCAGCGCUGUCAUGUACCCGAACACCGGCGCCACUUUCCGCCGCAAAAACUCAACCGUGACCUGGCGGCUCCCCGAGUUGGAAGUGAAAGCCCCGGAUACAGGCGAGGAAGGCAAAUUCCUCGUGCGCUUCGCGACAUCCUCGCCGGGCCCGCGCAAGGGCAAAGUGGAAGCGAAAUUCGAGCUGCACAGCGCCGGCAGCGCAGAUCGUCUUGGCGUGAGCCAGGCUGUGGCUGACGCCCCGGCGAAUGAUCCGUUCUCGGAUGAGGGUUCGCCUCACGACCCGUCUGCUGUUUCGUGGCAGGAGGUUCCGACGACUCGGAAGUUGGUUGGAGGGAAAUAUGUUUCUGCGUAG
Molecule: messenger RNA, 2658 nt
Organism: Penicillium chermesinum
Lineage: Eukaryota; Fungi; Ascomycota; Eurotiomycetes; Eurotiales; Aspergillaceae
Exons: 8
Coding region: 1-2658 (885 amino acids)
Biological process (GO): septin cytoskeleton organization
Cellular component (GO): cell division site; plasma membrane; cytoplasm
Source: RefSeq, a predicted model, not a curated record